Messenger RNA from Orbicella faveolata, 2360 nucleotides. RefSeq names its product serine beta-lactamase-like protein LACTB, mitochondrial. Gene Ontology annotation, biological process: regulation of lipid metabolic process; proteolysis. The record is from RefSeq and is a predicted model, not a curated record. Gene Ontology annotation, cellular component: mitochondrion. NCBI's taxonomy places the organism in Eukaryota, Metazoa, Cnidaria, Anthozoa, Scleractinia, Merulinidae. Gene Ontology annotation, molecular function: peptidase activity.
UGAAAAUCUUAAACACUGUGGUAUGAAAAAGAAAUCAAAUAUAUCCUUAACCAUUGCAUCAGAAUGUUGAAGAAACAAAUAGAAAUUAUUGCUCAUCUUGGACCCUACAAUCUACAAUAGAGGAAUCACAAUCCAUCAUUAGGUGUAUGAAAGAAGAGACUGGCUCUCCUGGAGUUUGUGUAGCUGUGAGCAUUGAUGGGAAAACUGUGUGGAGUGAAGGAUUUGGCUUUGCAGAUGUAGAAAAUAGAGUAUUAUGUUCCAGCAAAACUGUUAUGAGAAUUGCAAGCAUUAGUAAACCUCUUACUGCAACAGCUGCAGCCAAACUAUGGGAAGAAGGGAAGUUAGACCUUGAUGUCCCAAUUCAAAAGUAUGUAGCUUCAUUUCCUGAAAAGACCUUCAGAGGGACUCCGGUGACAAUCACAACUAGACACCUACUCUCCCAUCUUGGUGGAAUAAGAGAUUAUAACAAAAAUAAGUCAUCUAAUGAGGAGAGCAAGACAGAGAACCAGAGUAAAAAUAGCAAUGCCCUCAAAGAACAGGUCAUGGCAUCUACUGAUACAAGCCAGUCAGGUACAGUUAGAAAGAGCUGCACCUGCACACAACAAAGUGAUUCACGUGAAGAAUUCUACAUUAAGGAUCAUUAUGACACCGUAACAGAAGCUAUUUCAAUUUUCAAAGAUGACCCACUACUGUCAGAUCCUGGUACAAGCUACUUAUACACCACUUAUGGGUGGACAUUACUGAGUGCCGUCAUAGAGGGUGCAUCUAGUCAAGACUUCCUUUCCUUCAUGAAAAAACUGUUUAAGGAGCUUGGCAUGGAAAAUACACAUGCUGAAUUCAAUGAUAGGAUAAUUUAUAACAGGGCAAGAUUUUAUCAGCGUAACAGCAAGGGACAUCUUGUAAAUGCACCAUAUGUUGACAACUCACUUAAGUGGGGUGGAGGGGGAUUCAUGUCCAAUGUGGAAGAUCUGGUUCAGUUUGGUAAUUCAAUGCUUUAUGCCAAGCAGAUGAGUUGUGUGAACAAGGAAAACUUUGGCACAACAGGAUAUCUUCCUGGAUUUCUUCGACCUGAAACUGUAACUGAACUCUGGAAAAUUGUGACCAACACAGAAGGUAAAGGUCACAAAGAUGGUGGCUAUGGACUGGGCUGGGUUGUCAUUCCCAAAAAACAGGAUUUUGGCAGCUGCUAUCAUCAAUCAGAAACUGUAUUUCAUACUGGGGGUGCAGUUGGAGCUAGCAGUAUUUUGCUGAUCAGGCCACAUCAUGUUUACAAUAAACCUCCUAAAGGAGUGGUUGUAGUAUUAUUGGUAAAUCUUCAACGAGUGGAUCUUGAAAAAACUGCAAUGGAUGUGGCAGCAUGCUUUGAAAAAACAAAACUUUAAUCAGCCACUGAUUCAACAUCCAGUGUUUAGGAGCUUGUUUCAUGAGUGGUUUUUGGUGUUGGCAAGUCAACAAUCUCCACAGAAACAUUUCUCUAUUGAGAUUGGUGGAUUGAAACAGUGCUAACAACUUUUAAAAUUCCUUUGCUUGUGGAAAGACAGACUUUGUUUUUAUUCACAGAAUCACUGACAGCAAAGCUUGUGAUAUCUAUGUGAUGACAGUAACAUUUUCAUUGAACAUCACAGAGGUGGCAAUGUUGAACUUAAACUUGGCAAAUGCAAUGAAAAAGGCUUGAAUUAAUAAUAAUUCUUGAUUGUGAUUGGUUCUGUGUGUGCCUGUUUGUCACUUGAUUGGCUUGCAAUCACAUGGGUGUCCAAUUACAGGUAUCUGAAUACAACUUUUUGUAACCAGAUACUUGCAAUUGGACAGCAAUGCCAUUUGCAAGUCAGUAUAUCAUGUGCUUAAAUGGCUUUCUUGUUAAUGUUUCCCUACUGUUUGUAAAACUUAUGGAAAACAUUUCAUGACUUUUUAACCCAUAAUUUGUCAGUGCAGAUAUGAUUAAAUUAGUGCUUAAUUGAACCUCUGAAUUCAUGAAGUAAUCAGAUGACUAAUUACAAAAUCAAACAAGCAUGCAGAAUAAUAAUAAUGUUAUUGUACUUGAUCCAAUUCCUAUUACGAAUAUUGAGAAAUUAUUGUUAUUCAAAAUUGCAAAUGCAAAUUGUUCAAUAUGUCUAUAAUUUAUUGUGUAAAAUAAUGAGUUAUAUUGGACAGCCGCUAUUUUGAACAGAUGAAAGUUUUUUUAAUCCCAAAUAGAUAUUAUGGGACUCUAUUUUCAUCAUUAAAAGGUAAAAAGCUAUAUGUGAAUUUAAAAAUCUGCUGUGGAUAAUAAAAGCCUCACUUAUAAAAAUUAUGAAGUCUAAAAUACUGUAAUGGGUGGUAAGGCUGAACAUCCUAAUAAACUUUCUGCUAAGUUCACUCAU